Molecule: messenger RNA, 1679 nt
Organism: Arabidopsis thaliana (thale cress)
Lineage: Eukaryota; Viridiplantae; Streptophyta; Magnoliopsida; Brassicales; Brassicaceae
Product: Transducin/WD40 repeat-like superfamily protein
Exons: 7
Coding region: 415-1446 (343 amino acids)
Biological process (GO): RNA processing; protein-RNA complex assembly; mRNA metabolic process
Source: RefSeq, marked reviewed
UAGGAACUAAAUUAAAAAAUACAAAUAAAGGUCUUCUCCUUCCCGUCUAGAUGUAGAAAUCCCUAAAACUUGCUACUGUUUUGCAUACGGGGCUUGUACAAAUAAAAACCACCCAAUUCCUACGCUUUCCUCUACAAAUUGUCCCCUUUUUUUUUUAACUUUUAUACUUUCAAUUCAUCUUUGGUUCUGUAGAAUUCCCAGGAAUCAGCAUUCCACUGUAAGCUACUGGUUUCUCUAAUUAACUGUAGAUCGAUCGAACUUUUAUAGAUUCGGGAUUGUUUCUCCCAAUAUUUCUGUAGAAAUUACUACAAAAAAAAUUAGAUUUUCAGCUACUCUGAGUCUACCUUGAAUCGUUUGAAAUCGAAAACCCUUUCCUUUAAUUUCAAAGAGUCGCUUAAUUAGGGUUUAGGAUAGAUGGAGAAGAAGAAGGUGACGAUUCCACAAGUGUGUCAUGGCCAUUCAAGACCUGUUGUUGAUUUGUUCUACAGUCCAAUUACUCCUGACGGUUUCUUCCUCAUCAGCGCUAGCAAAGAUUCGCAUCCAAUGUUGAGAAAUGGGGAAACUGGAGACUGGAUUGGUACAUUUGAAGGGCAUAAAGGUGCAGUUUGGAGUUCUUGUCUGGAUAACAAUGCAUUACGUGCUGCAUCUGCUUCUGCCGAUUUUUCAGCCAAACUUUGGGAUGCGUUAACAGGGGAUGUGCUGCAUUCUUUUGAGCACAAGCAUAUUGUCCGAGCAUGCGCCUUCUCAGAGGAUACAAAAUCGUUGCUCACAGGAGGGUUUGAGAAAAUUCUUCGUGUUUUUGACAUGAAUCGGUUGGAUGCACCUCCUACAGAAGUUGAUAAAUCUCCUGGUUCUAUCAGAACCCUCACAUGGCUUCACAGUGAUCAAACAAUAUUAAGUUCAUGUACUGAUAUUGGCGGUGUAAGGUUAUGGGAUGUGAGGAGUGGGAAAAUUGUGCAAACGUUAGAAACUAAGUCUCCUGUCACCAGUGCUGAAGUGAGCCAAGAUGGACGGUAUAUAACAACUGCUGAUGGGUCAACUGUUAAAUUCUGGGACGCUAACCAUUUUGGACUAGUGAAGAGUUACGACAUGCCCUGCAAUAUUGAAUCUGCAUCGUUGGAGCCAAAGUCUGGUGAAAAAUUUGUUGCUGGUGGAGAGGAUAUGUGGGUCCGAGUGUUUGAUUUCUACACUGGCGAAGAGAUUGGAUGCAACAAGGGACAUCACGGUCCAGUACACUGCGUUAGGUUUACUCCCACUGGUUUAUCCUAUGCCUCGGGAUCUGAAGACGGGACAAUCAGAAUCUGGCAAACAACACCAGCAAAUCCCGAAGAGAACGAAACUAGCUCGAGGAGAGUGAAGCAUAGCGUGGAUGAAGUUUCAAAGAAGAUUGAAGGCUUUCACAUCAACAAAGAAGGAAAAACCGCAGAGAAACCAUCUGAUACUUAAGCUAAACUGAGCGUACAAAAAGCCUCUAUAUGUCUUAGUUCAUGAUUUGCUAUGUUUUGUUUCCAGACUGAAUGAUUAUACAGAGAAAACAAACAAAGAUCUCCCUCUCUUCUUUUGAAUCAAAACAUGGGUGUUAAAAUUUAAUAGUUUUCUUUCAAGUGUCUUUUUCAAUAUUGAACUAAAUUUAGGGACGAAUUUGUGAUUUAUGAUUAUUUGACUUUAGAUUGGGCUUG